Molecule: messenger RNA, 2912 nt
Organism: Solanum stenotomum
Lineage: Eukaryota; Viridiplantae; Streptophyta; Magnoliopsida; Solanales; Solanaceae
Exons: 21
Coding region: 137-2602 (821 amino acids)
Biological process (GO): protein phosphorylation
Molecular function (GO): protein kinase activity; ATP binding
Source: RefSeq, a predicted model, not a curated record
AGCAUACGAGUGACCAGCAGCACAUAAUCAAGUACUCCUAGAGUCCUAGUAGUUCAUCAAAUUUCAGUUGCUGACCAGCCUGAUCAAAUACUCGCCCCUUGAUCGGAGAUCGGUCCGUUUUAUCGGAAGUUAGAGGAUGUUCAAGUUCUUGAAAGGCGUCGUCGGUGGAUCUGGGACGGGACUCAAGGAUCUGCCUUACAACAUCGGCGAACCUUAUUCCACUGCUUGGGGAUCUUGGGUUCACUACCGUGGCACUUCCAAGGAUGAUGGUGCUCCUGUCUCAAUAUUUGCGCUUACGGGGAGUAAUGCAAAUGAUGGACAUCUAGCUGCUGGUAGAAAUGGAGUCAAGCGACUUCGCACUGUUAGGCAUCCAAAUAUUUUGUCAUUUCUUUACAGCACUGAAGCAGAAACUUUUGAUGGUUCUAUUACUAAGGUUACCAUAUAUAUUGUUACUGAACCUGUCAUGCCACUUUCGGAGAAGCUCAAGGAAUUAGGAUUAAAAGGUAACCAGAGAGAUGAGUAUUACGCAUGGGGAUUGCAUCGAAUAGCAAAAGCUGUGAGCUUCUUGAAUAAUGACUGCAAACUUGUUCAUGGUAAUGUUUGCCUGGCUAGUGUUGUCGUUACUCAAACUCUAGACUGGAAGUUGCAUGCCUUUGAUGUUCUUUCGGAAUUCGAUGGGAAUAAUGAGUCUUCUGUUGGACCAAUGCUGCAAUAUGAUUGGCUUAUUGGUGCACAGUACAAACCCAUGGAGCUACUCAAGUCUGAGUGGGCGGCAAUAAGAAAAUCUCCAGCUUGGGCUAUAGAUUCUUGGGGUUUGGGCUGUCUUAUCUAUGAACUCUUUUCUUGUACAAAGUUGAGCAAAACAGAGGAGCUGCGUAAUACUGCUUCCAUUCCAAAGUCUCUACUUCCAGAUUAUCAACGUCUCUUAAGUUCUACCCCUGCUCGCAGAUUGAAUUCAUCAAAACUUCUGGAGAAUGGUGAAUAUUUCCAAAACAAGUUAUUGGAGACCAUACAGUUCAUGGAGAUUCUUAAUCUCAAAGACAGUGUUGAAAAAGACACUUUCUUCCGUAAGCUUCCAAAUCUUGCAGAGCAACUUCCUCGUGAAAUUGUGCUGAAGAAGUUGCUUCCUUUGCUAGCUUCUGCAUUAGAAUUUGGUUCUGCUGCUGCACCUGCUUUAACAGCGUUAUUAAAAAUGGGUUCUUGGCUUUCAAGUGAGGAGUUUAGUGUCAAGGUUCUGCCGACAAUUGUAAAACUCUUCGCCUCCAAUGAUCGCGCUGUCCGGGUCAGUCUACUGCAGCACAUUGAUCAGUAUGGAGAGUCAUUAUCUUCACAAAUUGUUGAUGAGCAGGUGUAUACGCAUGUGGCUACUGGGUUCUCUGACACAUCUGCAUUUCUUCGGGAGUUGACGCUUAAAUCUAUGCUUGUAUUAGCUCCUAAGCUGUCACAUCACACUAUAUCAGGAUCUUUGUUGAAGUAUCUCUCCAAGCUACAGGUUGAUGAAGAACCUGCAAUUAGAACGAACACAACCAUAUUGCUUGGAAACAUUGCCAGUUACCUCAACGAGGGGACAAGGAAAAGAGUUCUAAUAAAUGCGUUCACUGUUCGUGCCUUGCGUGAUACAUUUUCACCUGCGAGAGGAGCAGGUGUCAUGGCAUUGAGUGCUACCAGUUCUUAUUAUGACAUGACAGAGAUUGCAACAAAAAUUUUACCUAAUAUUGUCGUACAUACCAUUGAUCCAGACUGCGAUGUUCGUCAAAAAGCAUUCCAAGCAGUUGACCAAUUUUUGCAAAUAGUCAAGCAGCACCAUGACAAGACGAGCACCGGAGAUACCAGCACUACAAGCAUGGGAACUUCAUCAAUUCCGGGAAAUGCGGGUUUGCUUGGCUGGGCUAUGAGCUCACUGACGCUUAAAGGAGGCAAAACCUCUGAACAGAAUCCCAAUGCUCCAGCUAUUUCUAGUGUGCCUCUUGCGUCUGCAGUCUCCGAUGCUAGCUCAAUUGCAGAUAGUGCAAGUAUAAAACCAGUCCAUAUAAGUUCUGGAGCAGAUGUUGCAGAUCAUCCUAUUCCUGUAUCCCCAGCAUCAUCUGAUGGAUGGGGAGAACUUGAAAGUGGAAUUCAUGAGGGUCAUGAUAGUGACAAAGAUGGUUGGGAUGGCAUCAAUCCACAAGAAGAACCAAAACCAUCUCCUUCUCUUGCAAAUAUUCAAGCUGCUCAAAGGCGUCCUGUCUCUCAACCAAAACCACAAGGUACUGGUUUGCGGGGUAAAACCACUCCUAAGAUGAGUAAAGAUAAUGAUGAAGAUUUGUGGGGUUCUGUAGCUGUUCCUGCUCCAAGAGCAACUUCUCAGCCAUCAAACUCGAGAGCAAACAAAACGGUUGACGAUGAGGAUCCUUGGGCUGCCAUAGCAGCCCCAGCUCCUUCGUCUAAGCCUUUGAAUGUGAAAAGAAGUGGAGCAUUUGAUGACAAUGACCCCUGGGCUGCUAUUGCAGCUCCUGUGCCAACUUCCUCAGCAAGGCCUUCAAUUGGGCGAGGCCGAGGAACCAAACCUGCAGCUCCUAAACUGGGUGCGCAAAGAGUAAACCGGACAUCAUCUGGAAUGUAAAUUACAAAAGCAAAGCUAAGGCUCAGCAGCAGAUUUAAGUUGAUCCUGUAAAUUUUUUCCCCAAGGCGGCUAAAGUUCCAACUGAAAUAUAUAAUUGGAAGUUCUAUAGAUGUGUUGUAUUACUAGAUUCCUCAAUAUAUAAUCGUCUCCUUGUCAAAACACUUGAAAUCUCUGUUCUCUUCCUGUAAGAAAAGUAAUCAAUUCAUUGUAAAUGAUAGAUGCCAUUACUUUUCAUCUAAUGUAGAGAGAUAGCUUGUAAGUCAUUGUGAAAAGCUCUGCAGUAUAGUAUGUUUGUCUUGUUUUUCAUGUA